AUGUUCUGGGCAUUCUACACGUUGAAGAGAAACCUGCUGGAUAGAAACCUCUGCGUCAUAAUAGGCAGGCCGUUCACUAUCCCCGACGAAGCCAUCCACACGCCGCUGCGAGAGCUCUCGGAAGGUGUCGGCGGCAGCCGGGCUCCGGCACUACACUUGAUUAAGCACCGCAGGCUCGAGUCCGAGAUGCUUGAAACCCGGAACCGCCACAGAACGGCGCGUCGGUCGACAUCGUUGCUUGGAGGGACGGCAUGA
Messenger RNA from Colletotrichum graminicola M1.001, 255 nucleotides. RefSeq lists its product as uncharacterized. The record is from RefSeq and is a predicted model, not a curated record. Bases 1 to 255 code for a protein of 84 amino acids. The transcript has a single exon. Lineage: Eukaryota; Fungi; Ascomycota; Sordariomycetes; Glomerellales; Glomerellaceae.